Anopheles maculipalpis is the source of this 768-nucleotide messenger RNA. RefSeq lists its product as uncharacterized. Lineage: Eukaryota; Metazoa; Arthropoda; Insecta; Diptera; Culicidae. The transcript has 3 exons. The annotation marks the transcript as partial. The record is from RefSeq and is a predicted model, not a curated record.
UUUGCCAAGCUGACUUCGGCCGGGCAGGACCUGUUGGGCGCGUUGGCACAGUUCUCCUACUUCGAUCGAUGGUCGGACGAGCAGCGGCGGGACUGCUGCCACCGGGCACAGAUCCGCCAGUUUGCCCCGGACCAGACGGUGUUCGUUGAAGGGCAGGCACCGGUCAACUACGCACACUUUAUGCUCAGUGGUGAGUGUGGUUUGCUGCAGUGUCUCAAGCUGCACCGACGCCGGGAUCGACGGACCGGUGCGAAACGCUAUCGGCUGUCCCGGGCACAACCGACCGAGGAUGAAAUUACGCGGUUCCAUCGACGCCGGCAGCAGACCAUGGAUGCACUAUAUACAACGGAAAAAACACCUGCAAUCAACCGUGAACCGAGUAAAUCGUUCAAGGUCGAGUACCAUUUCGUCGACAUUGCUACGUACAGCCGCGGUUCGGUGUUUGGCAUCGGUGAGCAUAUGGUCGAUCGAGCCGUGUUCGCCCGUACCCACGUGCAGUGUUUGCUGAUACCGCGCUACUGGCUGCUGGAGAAGCCCCAAAACCGGGGCAACAUCUGGAACCGGAUACGGAUCUUUCUCGAGCAGCGGCAACCGUCACGCGAGCGGCUGUUUCGUUGGUUUCUCGCCGAGCUGCUGUGGCACCGGUACCGGAAGCAGCUGGUUAGCGAUUUUCUGCUCGUCCACGCACCACGGCACCUGCCGCGGCUGAUCGAUGUACCGCUGGCGUGUCGGAUCGAGGAGUGUGACGUGCAUACCGAACCUGAUUAA